Molecule: messenger RNA, 4467 nt
Organism: Etheostoma cragini (Arkansas darter)
Lineage: Eukaryota; Metazoa; Chordata; Actinopteri; Perciformes; Percidae
Product: NACHT, LRR and PYD domains-containing protein 3-like
Exons: 17
Coding region: 43-4326 (1427 amino acids)
Biological process (GO): protein phosphorylation
Molecular function (GO): protein kinase activity; protein binding; ATP binding
Source: RefSeq, a predicted model, not a curated record
GAGAGAAGAGAGGUAAAGAAGAGAGGAAAAGAGAAGUGAACUAUGGAGACGUUUGUUGAAGACUCCAGCCUGGAGCGCUGGGAGGUGAUUGGCUCGGGGGGGUUCGGACAAAUCUACAAAGCCAGGCACUGUCGGUGGGCCUGUGAUGUGGCCAUCAAACUGCUUCAUCAUGACGACGGGACCGGAGCGUCUUUGCUGCGUGAGAUCGUCAAGAUGCGUCAGGCGAGCAGCCCGCAUGUUGUCCGCAUCCGAGGGGUCUUCAGGGGUCGACCGCCCCACUCUGGCCCAUCAACACAGCUUGGCGUGGUCAUGGAGCUCAUGGAGAGGGGGUCACUGGCCAACCUGCAGGAUGCCUUGAGUGAAACUCCACCACCCUGGCCGCUGGUCUUCAGACUGACUCACCAAGUGGCUCUGGGUGUAAACUUCCUCCACAGUCUGCCCCAUCCCUUGCUCCACCAGGACCUGAAGCCCCCCAACGUGCUGCUGGACGACGCUCUCAAUGCCAAGCUUACAGAUUUCGGUCUUGCCCGGAUAUCCUGCAGCGUCUCCCAGGUUUCCAAGACGGAUGAUGAGGAAGUAGGGGGAACGGUCAACUACACGCCACCGGAGGCGUUUCAGUUAUCGUACAUACCCAACAGAGCCUAUGAUAUCUACAGUUAUGGCAUACUGCUAUGGUCCAUCGUCACAGGGAAACAACCAUAUGGAAAUGCGAAGCCCACCAGAGUGAAACUUCUCAUCCCGGAGGGACAGCGUCCACUGCUGGACGACAUCAGGGGCCAGGCUGCGGGGUUGGCUGAGUUGACAGAACUGAUGAAGAGAUGCUGGGACAACGUACCCGAACAAAGGCCCUCUGCCCUUGAGUGUACAACUGAGACAGAAGAACUAUAUAAGAUGUACAAACAUGCAAUUAACGACGCUGUCCAUGAAGUGCUGAAGAAACUGGACCAAAAUGAAGAAGCAGGAAUAACAGAGUAUGAAGCAAUUGAGCCAAUGUGUGCCGCCAGGGGACUAACACAGUUGUCUAGACGUUGUCCAACAUUUGUUUACAUAGGUGAGACUCUUGACUCUUCUUCAAAGUGCCAGCAAAUACUCAAAUCCGAACUGAAAAAAAGGUUCUACUAUGUGAUUGAGGGGAUUGCUAAAGCAGAAAAACAGAAAACAGUUCUGAAUCAGAUGUUCACACAGCUCUACCUAAAAAAAGGAGGGACUACAGAGAUCAAUGUUGAACAUGAGGUCAGACAAAUUGAAACAGCAUCUUGGAAACCAGACAGACUAGAAACAACAAUCAGACAAGAAGACAUCUUUAAAGUCUCAACUGGAAGGGAUGAACCGAUCAGGACAGUGAUGACAAAGGGAGUGGCUGGCAUCGGGAAAACAGUCUUAACACAGAAGUUCACUCUGGACUGGGCUGAAGGCAAAGCCAACCAGGACAUCCAGUUCACAUUCCCAUUCACCUUCAGAGAGCUGAAUGUGCUGAAAGAGAGAAGGUACAGCUUGGUGGAACUUGUUCAUUACUUCUUUCAUAUUACAAAAGAAGAAGGAAUCUUCAGUUUUGAAGAGUUCCAGGUUUUGUUCAUCUUUGACGGUCUGGAUGAGUGUCGACUUCCUCUGGACUUCCACAACACUGAGAUCCUGACUGAUGUUACAGAGUCCACCUCAGUGGGUGUGCUGCUGACAAACCUCAUCAGGGGGAAUCUGCUUCCCUCUGCUCACCUCUGGAUAACCACACGACCUGCAGCAGCCAAUCAGAUCCCUCCUGAGUGUGUUGACAUUGUGACUGAGAUCAGAGGUUUCAAUGACGCCCAGAAGGAGGAGUACUUCAGGAAGAGAUUCAGAGAUGAGGAGCCGGCCGACAGAAUCAUCUCCCACAUCAAGACAUCACGAAGCCUCCACAUCAUGUGCCACAUCCCAAUCUUCUGCUGGAUCACUGCUACAGUUCUGGAGGAUGAGUUGAAGACCAGAGACCGAGGAGAGCUGCCCAAGACCCUGACUGAGAUGUACAUCCACUUCCUGGUGGUUCAGGCCAAACUGAAGAACGUCAAGUACGACAAAGGAGCUCAAACAGAUCCACACUGGAUUCCAGAGAGCAGGAAGAUGAUCGAGUCUCUGGGAAAACUGGCUUUUGAGCAGCUGCAGAAAGGCAACCUGAUCUUCUAUGAAUCAGACCUGACAGAGUGUGGCAUCGAUAUCAGAGCAGCCUCUGUGGUCUCAGGAGUGUUCACACAGAUCUUUAAAGAGGAGAGAGGACUGUACCAAGACAAUGUGUUCUGCUUUGUCCAUCUGAGUGUUCAGGAGUUUCUGGGUGCUCUUCAUGUCCAUCUGACCUUCACCAACUCUGGAGUCAAUCUCCUCCCAAAAGCAAAAUGGUGGUCUAAUCCAUUUAAAGACAGAUCUACACCAACAUAUCUCUACCAGACUGCUGUGGACGAGGCCUUACAGAGUCCAAAUGGACACCUGGACUUGUUCCUCCGCUUCCUCCUGGGUCUUUCACUUGAGACCAAUCAGACUCUCCUACGAGGUCUGAUGACACAAAGAGGAAGUACCUCACAGACAAAUCAGGAAACAGUCCAAUACAUCAAAAAGAAGAUCAAUGAGAAACUAUCUCCAGAGAGAAGCAUUAAUCUGUUCCACUGUCUGAAUGAACUGAAUGAUCAUUCUCUGGUGGAGGAGAUCCAACAGUACCUCAGAUCAGGACGUCUCUCCACAGAUAAUCUGUCUCCUGCUCAGUGGUCAGCUCUGGUCUUCAUCGUACUGUCAUCAGGAAAAGAUUUGGAUGUGUUUGACCUGAAUCAAUACUCUGCUUCAGAGGAGGCUGUUCUGAGGCUGCUACCCGUGGUCAAAGCCUCCAACAAGGCUCUGUUAACUAGCUGUAACAUCUCAGAGAGAAGUUGUGAAGCUCUGUCCUCAGUUCUCAGCUCCCAGUCCUCUAGUCUGAGAGAGUUGGAUCUGAGUAACAACCACCUGCAGGAUUCAGGAGUAAAGCUACUGUCUGCUGGACUGGAGAAUAAAUUCUGUACACUUCAAACUCUCAGGCUGACUGGCUGUAACCUGUCAGAGAGGAGCUUCGAAGCUCUGUCUUCAGUUCUCAGCUCCAAGUCCUCUAGUCUGAAAGAGCUGGACCUGAGUAACAACGACCUGCAGGAUUCGAAGCUGAUGUCUGCUGGACUUCAGAGUCCAUUCUGCACACUAGAAACUCUCAGGUUAACUGGCUGUAACCUCUCAGAGGUCAGCUGUGCAGCUUUGUCCUCAGUUCUCGGCUCCCAGUCCUCUAGUCUGAGAGAGUUAGACCUGAGUAACAACAACCUGCAGGAUUCAGGAGUGACGAUUCUGUCUGCUGGACUUCAAAGUCCAAACUGUACAUUGGAAAAUCUCAGGUUGAGUGGCUGUAACCUGUCAGAGAGAAGCUGUGAAGAUCUAUCCUCAGUUCUCAGCUCCCAGUCCUCUGGUCUGAGAGAGCUGGACCUGAGUAACAAUGACCUGCAGGAUUUAGGAGGGAAGCUGAUAUCUGCUGGACUGGAGAGUGCACACUGCACACUGGAAUCUCUCAGUCUGUCAGGCUGUCUGAUCACAGGAGAAUGCUGUGCUUCUCUGGCACUAGCUCUGAGCUCCAACCCUUCCCAUCUGAGAGUGCUGGACCUGAGCUACAAUCAUCCAGGAGAGUCAGCCAUGAAGCUGCUUUCUGCUGGACUGGAGGAUCCACACUGGAAACUGGACACUCUCAGGUUGGACCAUGGUGGAGAGCAAAGGUUAAAACCUGGCCUGAAGAAGUAUUUCUGUGAACUCACAGUGGACACAAACACAGUGAACAGAAAUCUGUCUGAAUAUAACAGGAAGGUGACAUAUGUGGAGGAGGAGCAGCCAUAUCCCGUUCAUCCAGAGAGGUUUGACUUCUGGAAACAGCUGCUGUGUAGAGACAGUCUGAAUGGUUGCUGUUACUGGGAGGUCGAGUGGAGAGGAAGAGUUCGCAUAGCAGUGAGUUACAGAGGAGUCCCCAAGAGAGGACCCAGUGUUGACUGUAUGUUUGGAGUGAAUUACCGGUCCUGGAGUCUGAAUUGCUCUGAUGAUGGUUACUCUGUCUGUCACAAGAACAGAGAAAAAGUCCUUCCUUCCUCCUCCUCUGUCUCUAUUUCUCACAGAGUAGCAGUGUAUGUGGACUGUCCCGCUGGCAUUCUGUCCUUCUACACAGUCUCCUCUGACCAACUGAUCCACCUCCACACCUUCUACACCACAUUCACUGAACCUCUUUAUCCAGGGUUUGGGUUCAGGUUGAAGUCAUAUGGUUCCUCAGUGUCUUUUUGUCCGAAGGGAGGCAACUACCAGUCCUGAGGUUUAGAAGUUGGUAGUGGACACAGAAAAAGAUGUUCUCAAACUCGAAAACUUGUAAAAAUCUUUUAAACUGACCGUUUCACAUGGGUGAAAGAAGUAUUUGGAUCCUUUACGUAAGUAAAACUACUAAUACCACACUGU